Messenger RNA from Lutra lutra (Eurasian river otter), 3664 nucleotides. It is a transcript of the gene FCHSD2, whose product is annotated as FCH and double SH3 domains 2. The record is from RefSeq and is a predicted model, not a curated record. The coding region runs from base 135 to 2357 and encodes 740 amino acids. Gene Ontology annotation, cellular component: neuromuscular junction; recycling endosome. The transcript is spliced from 20 exons. Lineage: Eukaryota; Metazoa; Chordata; Mammalia; Carnivora; Mustelidae. Gene Ontology annotation, biological process: regulation of actin filament polymerization; neuromuscular synaptic transmission. Gene Ontology annotation, molecular function: protein binding.
CUCGUUCUCAGGUUCUCCUUGCACACGCACACACACAAACACACGCUUGCCGGGCCUCCCCUCCUCACGGCCCCCUAUCUCCUCGUCCGAGCUGACGCCGCCGUCGGGGGGAGGAUUGAUGUCCCUUCAGCAUCAUGCAGCCGCCGCCGAGGAAGGUGAAAGUUACACAAGAACUGAAAAACACUCAAGUUGAGCAGAUGACAAAACUUCAAGCCAAACAUCAAGCAGAAUGUGAUUUACUUGAAGAUAUGAGGACAUUCAGUCAGAAGAAAGCUGCCAUUGAAAGAGAGUAUGCACAGGGUAUCCAGAAGUUGGCUAGUCAGUAUCUGAAGAGAGAUUGGCCUGGAAUAAAAGCUGAUGAUCGGAAUGAUUACAGGAGCAUGUAUCCUGUUUGGAAGUCUUUUCUUGAGGGAACAAUGCAGGUAGCCCAGUCUCGGAUCAAUAUAUGUGAAAACUAUAAAAACUUCAUUUCUGAGCCUGCAAGGACAGUGAGAAGCUUAAAAGAACAGCAACUAAAAAGGUGUGUGGACCAGUUGACAAAGAUCCAAACUGAAUUACAAGAGACAGUGAAAGAUUUAGCUAAAGGCAAAAAGAAGUACUUUGAGACUGAACAGAUGGCUCAUGCAGUACGAGAGAAAGCUGACAUCGAAGCAAAAUCUAAACUUAGUCUUUUUCAAUCAAGAAUCAGUUUACAGAAAGCAAGUGUAAAGUUAAAAGCCCGGCGAUCUGAAUGUAAUUCUAAAGCUACCCAUGCAAGGAAUGAUUAUCUUCUUACACUAGCAGCAGCAAAUGCACACCAGGAUCGCUACUAUCAAACAGAUUUAGUUAACAUUAUGAAGGCUCUUGAUGGAAAUGUGUAUGAUCACCUGAAGGAUUAUUUAAUAGCCUUCAGUCGAACUGAACUAGAGACAUGCCAAGCUGUGCAGAACACAUUCCAAUUUUUAUUAGAAACCUCCAGCAAGGUGGUACGGGACUAUAAUCUUCAGCUGUUUUUACAAGAGAAUGCUGUAUUUCACAAACCCCAGCCUUUCCAGUUCCAGCCCUGUGACAGCGAUACUAGCCGACAAUUAGAAUCAGAAACUGGGACCACAGAGGAGCACAGUCUAAACAAGGAGGCUCGAAAAUGGGCCACACGUGUGGCACGUGAGCACAAAAACAUUGUUCACCAACAGCGGGUUUUAGAUGAUCUGGAAUGUCAUGGAGUUGCAGUGUCAGAACAAAGCCGAGCAGAGCUGGAACAGAAAAUAGAUGAAGCCAGAGAAAAUAUUCGUAAAGCAGAGAUAAUUAAGUUGAAAGCUGAAGCCCGGCUGGACCUGCUAAAGCAGAUCGGUGUUUCUGUGGACACGUGGCUGAAGAGUGCAAUGAAUCAAGUAAUGGAAGAACUGGAAAAUGAACGAUGGGCUCGCCUUCCUGCAGUGACAAACAACGGCACUUUACACUCGCUUAAUGCAGAUCCUGAAAGAGAGGAAGGAGAAGAGUUUGAAGACAAUAUGGAUGUUUUUGAUGACAGCAGUUCCAGCCCUUCUGGCACCUUAAGAAAUUAUCCACUCACCUGCAAAGUUGUUUAUUCCUACAAGGCUUCUCAACCAGAUGAGUUGACCAUUGAGGAACAUGAGGUGUUAGAAGUGAUUGAAGAUGGAGAUAUGGAAGACUGGGUAAAGGCUCGAAAUAAAGUUGGCCAAGUGGGUUAUGUGCCAGAAAAGUACCUACAGUUUCCCACCUCGAACAGUCUACUGAGUAUGCUGCAGUCCUUGGCUGCCUUGGACAGUCGGUCACACACAUCCAGCAAUUCCACGGAGGCCGAGCUCGUUUCAGGCAGCCUCAACGGAGAUGCCAGUGUCUGUUUCGUGAAAGCACUUUAUGACUAUGAGGGCCAGACAGAUGAUGAAUUAUCCUUUCCUGAGGGAGCAAUCAUCCGAAUCUUGAACAAAGAAAACCAGGAUGACGAUGGCUUCUGGGAAGGGGAAUUCAGUGGGCGGAUUGGCGUUUUCCCAUCGGUGCUAGUGGAAGAACUUUCAGCCUCAGAAAAUGGUGACACUCCGCGGAUGAGAGAGAUUCAGAUCUCUCCUUCCCCCAAGCUGCCGGGCUCCCUGCCUCCACUGCCGCUGUAUGACCAGCCUCCCAGCAGCCCUUACCCCAGCCCAGAUAAGAGGAGCUCCCAGUACUUCCCACGCUCUCCCUCAGCAAAUGAAAACAGCUUCCUUGCCGAAUCGCCGGGAUUUUCACAGGCAUCAAGGCAUACUCCUGAGACCUCAUAUGGCAAACUGCGACCUGUCCGGGCAGCUCCCCCUCCACCUACACAGAACCACCGAAGGCCAGCAGAGAAGAUUGAGGAUGUAGAAAUCACACUGGUGUGAUGAUGGGUUUACCCAGCCAUUACUGCUACAAUCAAGGCCAGGCUUGGCGUUUGGCCAUUCUUGUUCUUUAGGCACCUUUGCAUGAUGAUGACUCUUGAACAGAGCAAAAACAAGAAGGAGCAUGGGACUGGGUAGCCUGGUGCACUCCUCCCACGUUUUGAAUAUUUUGUGCCUUUUUUUGUUGUCAUUUUCUAUGUCAUCUCUCCUAUCAUAGCACAAAGCCUAGUGGGCCCUAGAAGCAGAGGGGGACAGCCCUCAGGCCUAUCAGUGGUCCAUUUUUAUAUGAGACUGGAGACCAGGCCUCAUUCGGGGCACGGUCACAGAGAAACUGAUCAUGGGCACUCGUACAGUAUAUUACUGUGGCCACAAGGAUGUGGCAAAGAUCCUCAUCUUUCUUCAGGUGGCUUUUGCUCAUCUGAUUGAGUUUAAUCAGAUCAUGUUGGCUACAUAAGGAACUAGAAGGAGGGAUUUCAGGAGAGGCUGGCUCCUCCCCACAGUUAGUCCCCAGACUGAGAAAGUGAAACCUUAUUGGAAAAAAAGUGGGCUGCCCUGAGUUUAUUGCCAGUUGCAUUAAUGCACAUCUCUUCCACAGCUAACAGAUUUAAAACAGUAACAGUGUCCUUUGUAUUAAUAUUUACGCCAUUCAUUUAGUGUUAGUGGAGCUAAUAUGGAGGGGCUGCACUCAUAGCCAAUUCUGAUCCAUCACAUAGACUAAUAGAAAGGAGGCUGCGGCUGAAGCAGAAAUGGAGCUUCCGGAUCUGAAACGAGCUGAUUUAAUGUUCUUUUUGUAUUUGGGUAUUUUUUUCAUCUUAAUUUUUGCAGCAUAUAUUCUCCUGAUCAAUACCUUUUGAGUCGGAACCUCUAGAUAAAUUGGGGACACAUACUUCCCUUGUUGAGCUUCUCUACUGGGGAGGCCCCUCGCGCUGUUUUAUUCCCAAGCCCAAGCCCAGCCGGCCAGCCUGUGGCUGCUCCAGACCAGCAGCCAAACCCCACAGAAAGUACAGCUUCCCAGCUCCCCCUGACUCAACGUUUCCUUGGGAGGAAGAACCUGUGGGUCAUGGAGGAAACCAGCUGCCCAUGCAGAAGGACUAAAGGAUGGCACACCGCACACAAGUGCAGACUGACAAGUUCUCCCUAUCACCGGGAGAGCCGGGAGGAGCGUUCUCCACAGGUUGGCGAGCUCGCAGUGGCAGGUGGCCCCGAGGAGGUCUCUGUGGGCGAUAGGGAGAGCUGAACCCAGCGACGAGGGGGUUUUGCAGUUGCUUUUUUUUUUUUUUUUCUUAAGAAAUCAAAUUUGCAGAAUUCAG